UUUGUCGGAGUGUUGAUGGAGUAUGUGUUGGUGAUUAAAGGUCCUGGCUUCUCUCUCAGUCUGUCUGACGUUUACGGAAGUGCUUACUGAACUCUGUUGGUUGAAUCCGGCAGUGGGAACAAGCUACGUGUAAUAUUUGAUUUAAAAUGGCUGAAAAGAAAGCCAAUGUCCCUAGCUCCAGCUCCAACCUGCUCUUUUCCACAGCUCCAGAAUUUAAUUUUAAUCUGCCGUUUAUUCCUGUCAGUCAGGCAACGGAUCCAGCAGUUUUAUCCGGAGAUGAUGUAAGUGAAGUUGGUGAAGAAGACAGCUUUCUUGGUCAGACCUCAUCAACAGGAGCUCAGCCGGCAACCUUCACCUAUUUUUCGGCCUCUGGGGGCAGCAGUGAUCCGUUUGCCUCAAUAGGGCCCAAGUCAUUCCUGCCUCCUGCUUCUUCUGUUGUCCCAACAGCUACUUCUUCACUUGUGUCUACUGCUGCAAGUCUGCCUCCAAACCCCCCGAUUUCUCAUGUAAACUCUGCACAGCAAUAUGGCAAUACAGUACACCAGAACCCCAUCAGCACACACACUCCUUCACCUAAUGUGACGGCUACUCCGCCUCCCCAGACCAGCCAGCAUCCCUUUAAUCCUUAUCGUCACACAGCCACAAGUAGCAAAGCCAGCCCUUAUAUCAUGGCUCCUGAGCUGCAACAACUUCCUCAUCAGACCCCACACCAUUACAGUCCCUACUCUCAGACCCCACUACCUCCCACGUUUCUCUCUGCACCCCCAGACUUCACCCAGCCUCCGCCUGCACAGGUUCCUCCCCCGCCUUCAGGUCCCAGCAUGGCAGGACCUGUGGUUCCAUCCAACCCAAUGAUGCAAUACUCAUAUAAUGUCUAUGAGCCUGUUCAGCCUCACUGGUUCUUCUGCAAACAAGUAGAAUCCAGGAACGUUUGGCUUCCCUUCAGUAUCCUGGAUUCCAUACGACUGGAGGAGACUUUUAAUUCUGUCCAGCCAGACCCGGAGAAUGUGAUCGUGAGUACAGACGGUGGACGCUAUGAUGUGCAACUUUACGACCGCAUUCGCACCGCUGUGUACUGGGAGGAGGAUCCAACUGAGGUGCGGCGCUGUUCCUGGUUCUACAAAGGAGACACGGACAGCCGAUUUAUCCCCUAUUCCGAGGAGUUCAGUGACAAACUGGAGGCGGAAUACAAGAAAGCCGUUUGCACCAAUCAGUGGCAUCGCCGACUGGAAUUUCCUUCAGGGGAAACAAUCGUUAUGCACAAUCCAAAGGUCAUAGUGCAGUUUCAGCCAACAGCCACACCUGAUGAAUGGGGCACCACACAGGAUGGUCAGACUCGGCCCAGAGUGGUGAAGAGGGGAGUGGAUGAUGACCAUGAUGAAGUCCCUGAUGGUGAAAUGUCACAAGUGGACCAUCUGGUGUUUAUGGUGCAUGGCAUUGGCCCAGUCUGUGAUCUGCGGUUCAGGAGCAUGGUGGAGUGUGUGGAUGACUUCCGCAGUGUUUCACUGAAGCUGCUGCAAAGUCAUUUUAAGAAGGCUGUAGAUGACCGUGCUAUAAGUCGUGUGGAGUUUCUGCCUGUGCACUGGCACACAGCCCUGCAUGGAGAUGCCACGGGAGUGGACAGGCGGAUAAAGAAGAUCACCCUGCCCAGCACUGUGCGCCUGCGACACUUUACCAAUGAAACUCUCUUAGAUGUACUAUUCUACAACAGCCCAACCUAUUGCCAGACCAUCAUGGACACUGUAGCUUCUGAGAUUAACCGACUUUACGCACUGUUCAUGCAGAGAAACCCAGAAUUCAAAGGGAGUGUGUCAGUAGCUGGACACAGUCUAGGCUCUUUGAUACUUUUCGACCUACUGUCUAAUCAGAAGAACCCAUCUUCUGGGUCAACUCCAAAUGGGAACACUCAGCCUGAAGUUAAACAGGUGAGUCCUCCUGUAUCCCAGGCCACUGAGGUCUUUAGCCCGGCUGCAGCAGAGGAAGCAGUGGAAGAAGAAAAGGAGACUGCUAAUCUGUCAUCUGUUCUGGAGCAGCUGGGCCUGUCUGAGUACCUCAGUACUUUCGAACAGGAGAAGAUUGAUGUUGAGUCACUGCUUAUGUGCACAGUGGAUGAUUUGAAAGAAAUGGGUAUUCCUUUGGGGCCACGCAAGAAGCUUGCAAAGUUUGUUAAAGAGAAGGCAGCAAAGCAGGCUGCAGGAGAGAAAAUUGUAGCUAAAGAAGUUUCAACCCCUCAACACACUGAAUCAGUCACAACUGUUGCCAGAUCCAAAGUCCCAGUGGGCAGGCUUAUCUCCUCCAUGCAUGUGGAUUACAACUGCUUCGAAAUUGGCACUGGGCAGGUGUCUGUGAUGUAUCAUGCUCUGGACUUUGACCCUGUCAAUUUCUUUGCACUCGGUUCUCCAAUCGGCAUGUUUCUGACUGUGCGAGGGGUGGAGAAACUCGAGGAGACCUACCAGCUACCCACCUGCAAAGGCUUCUUUAACAUUUAUCAUCCAUUGGAUCCAGUGGCAUACAGGCUCGAGCCCAUGAUUCUACCAGAUAUAGAACUGGACCCGGUUUUGAUUCCUCAUCAUAAAGGGAGGAAAAGGCUUCAUCUUGAAUUAAAGGAGAGUCUGUCCAGGAUGGGAUCUGACUUGAAGCAGGGCUUCAUCAGUUCUUUAAAGACUGCGUGGCAGACCCUGCAUGAUUUUGCUCGUGCUCAUACCUCCUCCAUGAAGUUGCAUGAACAGCUGGCCAUAGUGGCUAGUCAAAUAAAAGCAGAAGAGGAAAUGCAUGAUGAAGAAGCUGACGAUAAGCUGGUGAUGGAGACUCCUGAGCCUGCAAAGGAGGAAGAAACUCGGGUUAAGGUGGGCAUGCUGAACGGAGGACGUCGCAUUGAUUAUGUCCUGCAAGAGAAGCCCAUUGAGAGCUUUAAUGAGUACAUCUUUGCUCUCCAGAGUCACCUGUGUUACUGGGAAUCUGAGGACACAGCUUUGUUCUUCCUUAAAGAGAUUUAUAAGACCAUGGACAUAUGGCCAGAGCAAACGGCACACUGAUGUAAUAAUUAAAAAAAUAAAGUGCAGGAAAAGUCACUUCAAAUGGUUUUGAACUUUCCAGGAGGGCCUGCCUUAGCAGUUGAAUCACUUUCUUUUCUUUUUUUUUUUAUUUCCUAUUCUUUGUUUUCUUGUAUAAAUAAGAAUACAUAAGUAUUAUUCAAUAUAUCUUAAAUUAAGAAAAUGAGAAUUAGUGUGGCAUUAAGUUCCACCAUACAUCAGCAUUUUUAUAGCGCUGUGAUAGGCCAUAGUAGUAACAGAAACUUUACUGACUUAGGUAAGAAAGCAAGUCUAUCUUAUGUAACUAAGACCCAUAAUCCACACAUUAAACUGAUUUUGUCCAACCUGUGUUCCUGUGACUGACAACAGAAAUGAUUACAAACACAAUGCUGAAAGACUGCUGUCCCUCUUUAUUUAAAAAAAAGUUGAGAAGUUUACACUUCACCACUGCAUUGUGCUGUUGUUUUAGAUGCUACAGAUGCCAGUUUUGUAUUAGUAGCCUCUAUUGUUUAACUGAUUAAAAAAAAAAUGUCCUUAAUGGAUAGUAAAUGGCUACCGGGUAUUUAUAAUAGUUAACAGUUAAUUAUUCAAAUAUAUUCAAAACCAGCUGGGAUUAAGUAAGCAUUUACCCACUUCAAAUAAAAUGAAUACCAGAGUGGUGUCCCACUGUUCCACCAGCUGAGUCUGAUACCUGCUAAAUUGUAUUGUAGAGAAUAAAAGUUUUCAGUCCCCUUCUUCGA
Molecule: messenger RNA, 3772 nt
Organism: Ictalurus furcatus (blue catfish)
Lineage: Eukaryota; Metazoa; Chordata; Actinopteri; Siluriformes; Ictaluridae
Gene: sec23ip
Product: SEC23 interacting protein
Exons: 18
Coding region: 147-3035 (962 amino acids)
Cellular component (GO): COPII-coated ER to Golgi transport vesicle
Molecular function (GO): metal ion binding; protein binding
Source: RefSeq, a predicted model, not a curated record